Molecule: messenger RNA, 1722 nt
Organism: Komagataella phaffii GS115
Lineage: Eukaryota; Fungi; Ascomycota; Pichiomycetes; Pichiales; Pichiaceae
Exons: 1
Coding region: 1-1722 (573 amino acids)
Biological process (GO): transmembrane transport
Cellular component (GO): membrane
Molecular function (GO): transmembrane transporter activity
Source: RefSeq, a predicted model, not a curated record
AUGGUGGUGACGGGUAAAUCAGACCCUGUUGAGGAGUCUUAUCUGAUCAAAGAUGGUGAAAGUACCUAUAGCAACUAUGAGUGUACAUCCCAGGAGUCAGAUGCCCGUGAGAUUGACCCUGUGAUUGACUCUUUAGACUUCCCCCUCAGGUUGAACGAAAGUGCGGAACAAGGAGACACAGAACAUGCUGAUGAUAUGCGCAGCUUGAAGCAAGAUUGGCUGCUGCACGAGGCUACAGUUUGGUAUAAAAGACCGACUGUGGCGAUGGCAUGUCUGACAAUAUUCUUAACGUCCUUCUCCGUGGGCUUAUCUACUCCUUCACAGAUUGGACUAUCCAUAGAAAUAAUAUGUCGAGAGGUUAACAAACAUGAAGCAAUGCCAUGCAACGUCCCUGCAGUUCAGACUAUGCUAUCUGAAUUGCAGAGCUCGACUCAAAUUAUUGGAGGAUUGUUCAUGGUUUUGGUGUCGGCUAGAAUCGGUAAAUUAUCCGAUAUUUACGGAAGAAAACCUAUUUUUGCCUUUAUCGUUUUGUUUGCAUUGAUUUCAAAGUCUCUAUUGUUAAUUUUUCUUAAUCCACAAAUCAUUGGUUCAUAUCACAAAGUAUGGCUGAUCAUUAUAAUGUCUUUGGAGAAUUUAGGAGGUGGUAUGAUAUCAUUGCUUGGAAUCGUCCACAGUUAUGUGGCUGAUAUUGUCCCUGUUCAUAAAAGAAUGUACAGCAUUGGUUUGGUUGCUGUUGGUUUGUACGUGGGUAUGUCGCUGGGACCCCUUUUGAACUCUGUCCUGUUUUCCUACUUCCACUCCAAUAUUCUCUCGUUGCAAGUAGCCUCUAUUCUGUUAUUUGUUGAGCUGUUACUCAUAUUGUUUUUCAUUCCAGAAUCCAGAUCUUCAAGAGCCAGGAACAAGAGUAGAACAGCUUCCGAAUCAUCCAGACAGAUGUUUUUGGAAUUGAACAGGUUAAACCAAGAGAGUCAAGCUCAACCACUAUACAAGAAACUAUUAUUGCAUUUAACUUCUUUCUUUCUUCCUCUCAAAGUUUUAUGGUUACCCAAAACACGGUAUAUUGAUCAUUCGGACCAUGAUAGAAUUAAGUCAACCUACAUUCCAAGGACAAAUGUUAUCAUUAUGGUCUUCAUGGACACUCUCAUGUUGUCUAUCCUUCUUGGAUUUGGUCAAGUUUCUGUGAUCUAUGCGACUUACGUUUUCAACUGGGAUUCUUCUGUGAUGGGUUACUUCAUCUCUGUCUCCAUGAUCAGUAAGACGUUAACCAUACUCGUACUUUCUGGCAUGAUUUUGAAGCUACUAGAGAAAUUCUUUAGCUUGGAUAAGAAAGGUGUCGACAAUAUUGAUCUGACGCUAAUGCGUAGCAGUUUUGUUUUUGAAUUGCUGGCGAUGAUUCUGAUUAUCAAUGCUUCAAAUUCUGCACAGUUUUUUAUCGCCACCUUACCAGCGGGCCUUGCUUCUCUAGCCUCUCCUGCUAUGCACACAGCAUUACUCAAGUAUGGUAACCCUAACGAGGUUGGCGAAUUAUUUGGAGGAAUUACGUUUUUCCGGAACCUCUUUAUUUUGAUCGUGCCACCACUGUUGCUGUAUGUUUAUUCCCAAACUGUUGCUUAUAAUCCAGCAAUUGCUUUGUACAUCUGUUUGUUCAUUAUUGGGAUGGUUGUGACAUCUUCACUUUUCUUAAGGAAGCUGGAUUUGAGAUCAUGUACUGUUAUUACGUAA